CAAUAUUUGACAGUUCAAAGAAUAAAAAUGAAUUGAAAUUUGUGAUAAAGAUCAAGGACAAAGCUUUCGUAAUUAAUUAAUCUUAAUUAAAGUAUGAUUAUCAUUAACAGCAACCAAUUAAGUUAUCGGUAUCUUAUGGGGUCUGAUUCUAACCUAGAAUUAAGGGUAAGAUCAUUUCUUACCGGGCUUUCUGCAUAUGCAAUUGUUCUUUCAGGAACAUAUUUUGCUCAAAAACCAUAUCUCAAACGUCUGCCAUAUAAAUUAAGAGGAAGUGUAGUUGUAGCAUGCUUGGUAGCUUCUGUAGCAACUUACGGGGUUCAGUCGUUCAAUAAAUACAGACUAGGACAGAAAUUGAAAAAUGAUAUAAGUUGCAAAGUGGAAUCUAAAGAACAUAAUGUUUAAAAGAGCAUUUGUUUUGCUAAAUUGGUCUCAGUUUUGGGCUCCAAAACCUGUGCUUUGCGUACCGCCAUUACAUAUAAGAAAGUUUAGUGUUAGUAGGUUAUUAAAUAAAAAAUAUAUAAUAGAUAAUGAUGAUGAAGAAGAUGAACAAGAGCAGGAAAUUAUCCAUGACAGUGAAUAUGAAGCCAUGACAUCUGAUUUAUUAACAAGAAGAACAGCUUCUAAUAAUUGUUUUGUUAUUCAACCUUAUGUAAAAUGGGGACCAUCUAAAUCAGAUGAAUCGCCAGAAUUGAAAUUAUCGGAAGCUGUUGCUUUAGUGAAUUCAAUACCAGAAUGGAGUGUUGCACACAAGAUAACUGUGCCUUUGGAGACCUUAAAGAAACAUACACUUUUUGGCAAAGGAAAAAUGAAAGAAUUGCAAGAGCUGAUACAAAAAUUUCAAAAGCAACAAAAUAAGGUGACUUCAGUUUUUAUAAGCAUAGGUACUUUGAAAUAUGUUCAAAAACGUUAUCUUGAAAAAAUGUUGAGGUUGCCCAUUUUGGAUAGAUAUUCAAUGGUCCUACAAAUUCUGAGAUUGCAUGCAGUAAGUAAGGAAGCACAAUUGCAGGUUGCUAUGGCUGAGUUACCCUAUGUAUGGUCUCAUGUUAGGGAUAUUGAUCCAAAUGAUUAUGUUGGUGAUUUAACAGAUUUACAUCAUCGACUGAAUGGACGAGAAGCUAAAUUGAGCAGAGCUCUGCAGAAAGUUAGGCAACAUAGACAUUUAUUACGAAAGCAGAGGUUGCAAUUAAAUUUUCCUACUAUUGCAGUUGUUGGCUAUACUAAUGCUGGAAAAACGUGCCUAAUAAAAGCAUUGACUGGGAGUGAUUCAUUGACACCCCAAGAUAAAUUAUUUGCUACAUUAGACAUAACGGCACAUGCUGGAAUUUUACCAGGAAAUUUGAAAGUUAUAUACAUGGAUACUAUAGGAUUUAUGUCUGAUAUUCCAACUAAUCUAUUGGAAUGUUUUCAAGCCACGCUUGAAGAUGCUAUGAUUGCUGAUGUGAUAGUACAUGUUCAAGAUUGGUCUCACCCUGCUCGAACUUUUCAAAAAGCCCAUGUUGAAAAAACAUUAGAAAGGCUACUUUUACAUAAUCCAGAAAGCGAAAAACUUUUGAAUAACAUGAUUACUGUUGCUAAUAAAAUAGAUCUUUGUCCAGAAGAUACAGAUAAUAUUGAGGAAAAAAUUCUACCAAUUUCUGCUAAAAGACUAUUGGGUUUAGAUGAACUAAAAGAUAAAAUUGAAGAAAAAUUAUUACAAGUAACUAGGAGAAUGAAAAUUGACAUGCGUGUUCCCAUGGGGGGUCCAGAGUCGAGCUGGUUGCAUAAACAUGUUGCAGUAACGCAUACAUAUGCAGAUCCAAAUGAUAGUCAAUAUUUAAUUAUGAAUGUUAUAAUCACUGAAUUACAAUUCACUAGAUUUAAAAAUAUAUUUAUAAAAGGACCAAAAGUUGGAUAGAUCUAAUUUUAGAUAGUAUAACGAAUGUGAUAGUUAAAUCAAAGAUGCCAUAAGAAAGGUUACCUAAUAAUAUG
Molecule: messenger RNA, 1968 nt
Organism: Ctenocephalides felis (cat flea)
Lineage: Eukaryota; Metazoa; Arthropoda; Insecta; Siphonaptera; Pulicidae
Product: putative GTP-binding protein 6
Exons: 10
Coding region: 395-1894 (499 amino acids)
Cellular component (GO): cytoplasm
Molecular function (GO): GTP binding; ribosome binding
Source: RefSeq, a predicted model, not a curated record